Molecule: messenger RNA, 378 nt
Organism: Nezara viridula (southern green stink bug)
Lineage: Eukaryota; Metazoa; Arthropoda; Insecta; Hemiptera; Pentatomidae
Source: the annotation of a GenBank genome assembly
AUGGCCCGGCCCCCGAGCGACAUCUGCCCUAUGGCGCACUUGAACCUGGGCACCUUGUUGGCCUCUCGAGGUCGGAUCCAGGAGGCGGAAGAAGUCCUAAUCCGGUGCUCCCAGCUGGACGGGUCGGCGGUGAAGGACCCGAGGACACACGAGUCGACGAGGGUAUCCUCUCUGGUCCACCUCGGCAGGAUUUACGCCGAUAGGGGAGACCACGCCAAGGCUGUGCAAGUAUAUUCCCAGGCUGUGGCCAUCAAGCCGAAGGAUUACCAGCCACAGAGAGAAGGAAUAGCAAUAGAAUUAAGACGGUUGGAUCGUUCAGCGGACGAAAACACAUCACGCCAGAGAUCCAACACUAGUUAUAUGGAUACACUAGAAUAA